GGCGCUAAGAUUUUAUUCGUUGCAGAAAUUUACCGAUAGAGAACAGAAAAGCUAAACGUUCAAAUGUUUUUAAAUCACGAAGAACUGUAUUUUUAUUCAUAAAUGGGUUUAUAUUAUUUGCACAAAACUGUCUAAUACGGGAGAAAAGGAACAAAAUCGAGCCAGCAUGCCAGAACCUGUAAAUCAUCAGGUAAAUGCGGCUCGUAAAACGUUCCAAACAUUGUACCAAAUUUCUAAACUACUUAAUACAAACUUAGAUCCAGCAACAUUAAGUAUUUGCAUAAGGCUGUGCGAAAAUGGGGUAAACCCUUAUGCUCUUGCUACGGUAGUAAAAGAAUUACAAAGAGAAGCAAAAGCUAUGAAUAAUGCACAAACUGAUCCUACAGUCAGUAAAUCUAGUUUAAGUAAAUAAUUAAUCUAAUUUUGUUGUUAUGAAUCUUGUUGUAAUUAAUACAGAAAAAUGCUCUCUAUAAAUAGAUUUUCUAUUCUUCGUUAUUCUAUAUAAUGAAUGGUUUAAAUAUCACAAUUAAUUUCUUUUGCUUAUAACAAAUUUUAAUUGUACAAUUACCAUGACAUAUAUACUCUUCCAAUUUUGUAUAAUACAUUUAUUUUCAUGAUCUUAAUUUUGUAAAUACAAUCGAAUAAAAAUGGAUUGUAUAUUCAAUAAAUAAUUGAUUUUCUAAAGUA
Messenger RNA from Vespula pensylvanica (western yellowjacket), 687 nucleotides. RefSeq names its product mitotic-spindle organizing protein 1-like. The transcript has 2 exons. The coding region runs from base 167 to 412 and encodes 81 amino acids. NCBI's taxonomy places the organism in Eukaryota, Metazoa, Arthropoda, Insecta, Hymenoptera, Vespidae. Gene Ontology annotation, biological process: mitotic spindle assembly; microtubule nucleation by interphase microtubule organizing center; gamma-tubulin complex localization. The record is from RefSeq and is a predicted model, not a curated record. Gene Ontology annotation, cellular component: gamma-tubulin ring complex; interphase microtubule organizing center; spindle.